Messenger RNA from Tetrapisispora phaffii CBS 4417, 561 nucleotides. It is a transcript of the gene VMA22, whose product is annotated as Vma22p. The transcript has a single exon. Gene Ontology annotation, biological process: vacuolar proton-transporting V-type ATPase complex assembly. Gene Ontology annotation, cellular component: extrinsic component of endoplasmic reticulum membrane; Vma12-Vma22 assembly complex. NCBI's taxonomy places the organism in Eukaryota, Fungi, Ascomycota, Saccharomycetes, Saccharomycetales, Saccharomycetaceae. The record is from RefSeq and is a predicted model, not a curated record. Bases 1 to 561 code for a protein of 186 amino acids.
AUGAUUGAAGAAGAUAAGGAUAUUUUGGAUUUACUUGAAAAUUUAAGCAAGUACAAUUUAUUGCUGGAGCAAUUACAAAACUCCAUGCGAGAUGGCUAUAGUAAUUUAAGCAGAGCUAAUUAUCAUAAUAAAGACUCCAUACGAGGAAGAUACGGUAAAGAUUACUGGGAUUAUUCUUAUACUGGGAAUAAAACUGUUAAAGUGGAUUUGACCUCUGGAGAAGAUACCAUUUCUAUUUUCAAAACGAAACUUUUAAACUCUGAUUCAAUUGAAAUAAAAGAAGAUGAUCAAAGCAGUAGUAACACAAUAAUUGACGAGAAAAAUGAUAAUGUUUUGAAAAACAGAAAGGAGAAGACAACCAGUAAAACGAAGACUUCCAAGAGUAGCAAUGAAGUAAAACCCGUUAUAGAAAAAAAUCCAAUAACGAUGUUUGGAAGUGCAUUUACAAUACCACAGUCACUGAGAGAUUCUCAGACUAAUUUUGAAAGUAUCAUUCCAUUGUUACAAGAGCUUAUAAAUACUAAAAAUAAGAUAAACAAAAUCACAAAUGAUGCCCUGUAG